GGGAGUUGGAGGCAGAUGUCGGUGUUUUUGUUAUCGCGAAGAUGUCGACCGGUUGGAGAGAAAAUCAUAAUCCAAGAAGCCUGGGAUAACAAACAAACAUGAAGAAGAAAAAGUUCAAGUUUGACGUCAACUUCAAGUUAAACGAAUUAUCUAGUGUUCCCUUCGUGAGCGGGGUUCUCUUUGCCAAAAUGAGAUUACUGGAAGGUGGAAGCUUUACGAGCUAUUCAACGAGGUAUUUGACGUUGAGUACUGUGUGAAACAACACAUGUAAUAAGUUCACUGUUUCUCUAAAUUUAGGCUUUGUUUAAAUCUCUUUCUUUUCUUUAAGGGAGGAAGUCGGUAACCAUUGUGUGAAGUGGGGAAUGUUCGUUAGUUUUCCGUGCAAAAUGACGGCGAGCAUUUCUACUGGGGUUUUAGAUACGUGCAACUACAGAGUGUCAAUUCGAAAGGUAGGACUACUGCAUAAUCAAAUUCGUGACAUUUACAGGGUUACGAUUUUAUGUUUACUUAGUUUUUCUCACGGAUCAAGCUUUCUGUUUUCUCGUUCGUGCCUUUAGCCGCGUGGGGUAGAUUUUCAUGGUUCGUAAAUGAUGUUUAAUUUCGGUAUUGUGCAAUUUCUUUUUCUUCAGUACCGUAGUAGUUUGGUUGUUAUAAGGACCACCUGCGACCUGAUUGAUUUUAUUAUAUUUGAGGAUAAAAAGACGUUAUUGAAAUUUAUCGCCAUUCAUGAGCCAACAAGAGGACAAUUCUUAAGUCUUGUAACACUUUUGCUCAUUUUUUGGUGUCAUUUUCGAAAAAUUUAAUAUCGGCCGAUGGAAAGCUGUUCGUGGAUUGCCCGGCUUCAAAUCGUCAAACCGGGAUCUGAACUUUGCCCGACUUCGCGACCUUAGAUUCCAGAGAACGCGACUGAUAUUUUCCUCCCCUUUCCUGUAAAUUUCAACAUUUUGGCUAUGAUACAGUCCUCUGUUUUGCUGACCAGUAUUUUUCCCACGGAAAUAUAAAUGCUUCGUUUGCUGUUUAAUUGUUCUGGAACAACCUGGUAACUUGAUUAGAAUGCUUCAGUUUAUUGCCCUUUUCUUAUGUAAAUCUAGAGGUUGAUCUGUUUUUGGAUUAAAGGCUUUUUUAGACUUAUUUCAGGGGAUAAUUAACGAAUGCAUUCGUCAUUUCUUAAAUAACAAUUAAAACUAUGCAUGUAUUGGUGAAGUUAAAUUACCAGUGGUCUUUAUAUUGCUAUUUAAUUUUAAGUGGAACGUAGAUGUGGUUUUCGAAAAUUUCAGGACUUCAGGCCAUCAACCUCGUAAUAAAACAUAUCCACCCUAAUUGAUUAGCGUAUUGAAAAAGCCAAGAAAACAUUUUGUUUUGUCAAAUCAGUGGAAACUAAUUAUUUUCUUCAUACAUGGGUGUGUGACAGAACAAGUGGAUUGUAUUGAAAUAUUAAUCAUUAUAAGUUAAAAUUUUUUGUCUGCGCUUUUUUGGAUUAUAAGGUAAACUGUGCUCCAAAUUUCUUUACAGGAAAUGUUCGCUUUUCCGUUUUCUGUCUUAAAGCAUUGUUUGAUGAAUUUCUAUUUUCCUGUUACACCAUAUUUUCAGCACGUCAAAUUUUACCCACUCAAUCGCUUUUGGUCGAAAUUGAGUAUACUUAAUUUGAAGUUUCUGGAUAAGCUUAUUUUUUGAAGAACUGCCAAAGCUAGACAAGAAUAAAUGUUACAUCCACAAAGCAAUCAUUAAUUGUGCAUUAUAAUUUUACUCUUAAAAUCACCUUUGCUUGCAAAGUUAAUUAGAUCCAACCAUGCAGCAGUCACUUUGCAUGCAUCUAGUUAUAAAGCUGUUCCUGUCUUUUUGCAAAUACGUGUAUGCUGUAAGUAAAUCUAGCCAAGGCCUCUAUUUUCUAAUGAAGUGAAGGUUACAUGUAAUUCUUAACUUUAAUGUAAAAUUUAGGCAAAAUGUAGUUAAAAAAGGUACCCUUGUUUUCCCGAUGUAUCAGUACUAGUUAAUUUUUUUUUUCAAUAUUGGUCUUGUAUGAAGGACUGGCUUUGUGUGAGACAUUGGCAGUGAUCAAAGUAUAAACUGUUUUGGAUUAUGACUGAUGAAUGUCAAUAAGAGGGCAUAAUUAGGAGAAAAAUAUAGGUUAUGGUAUAUAGAAGAGAGUUCGUACAUGGUAGUUGCACUGAUGCGUGGCCAGCAACCCAGUGUUUUGUUUCCAAAUCAGUUCUGCUUUUAGAAUUUCUCGUUGUUUCCUAAUCAAUUCUGAUUUUUUUCUGGAAAGAUACUUCUUACAACCUUCACCAACACUUAAGUAAUACAAAUUUUACAUGCAGUAUCGUAAGCAUCACUCGAAAAUAAGAUGCUAAUUAUUUCAGAUGAGAGCAAACAUGCACAAUUAGUUGAAUAACAAAUUGACUAAAAGGCUCACAAUAUUUAUCUCAGUAGGUGAGGAAUGGAUAAACAAUCAAUUUGCUUCUUGGAUGAAAGACAAUUUGAUUUAUGUGGAAAUGUUUUGUAUCAGCAGGCGAACAACUAGAAAUUAUUUUUGGAACCCUUUUCUUCAUGCUCUUUACAUAGCCAAUGUAAUUAUUAACGGUGUCUGAUAUUAUUUUCAAUGCAAGUUCAGUUGUAGCUAUUUCAAAAUACACUCCAGCAAACCUCGCUUAACAGGCACUUCUCUACAUGGACACCUUUUUUUUAUUACAGAUGGUUUUCAUGAUCCCAGAGAUACCAAAGUCCAUUCAGUUUUCACUUUACAGUGAUGUCCAUUUUCUUGACACAAAGCUCUGUCCCUUUGGUGUCCAGAAAAAGUGGUUUUACUGUACUUACUUCCACAUUGAAGCUCCUAAUAGUGCUAACUAUGAUUUUAUUUGUUUAUGUUACUUUGCAUUUUUUCCACUAUCAUUCUUUCAAUUUGAGUUGAAGUGAGAUAGUCAUUCUUAUUUUCAAGUCAGUAGAUAAAAUUCUUUAUUGUUACCAUGGCUUACCAAUCUGACACAUCCUUUUCGCAUUUAUAUAUUUUUGUUGUCAAAAGAAAAUUAUGUCGAUUUUUUUUUUUUGAAUCCUCAUGAACAAUUAAAUAAUGUAUCAUUUCAGUACUAAAUUCUUCAUGAAAUUUCAAGAAAUUAAAAAAUCCAGUUUCCCAAAAAAAUGCCAAUAUGAAAAGGAUAUAUAAGAGUAGUAUAUAUAAUAAUUAUUUAAUACUUUUGUGAACAAUAACAACAAACAAUUUCAUUUUAGCCCUGUUCUAUAGUCUGACAAAUUACUUGUUACCUCAGCAUGCACAAUACAAAUAUUUUCUAUUGCCUAUUUCUGUGUUGCUCACAUAGACAUAAAGUAAUUGUUUCAAAGUUCAGAUCUCUUGCUGUAGGUAGAAUGGCUGUGUUAUCAUUCACUCCUUUUGUGUAUAGCAAAGUGAAUUUUCAAUUUAGGACUGUUAGUAUAAUGCUUUCAAAUUAGAAUUAUCAGACAGUGUGUCUUUAUUUGCAGACAUGUCAGGUUUAAUAAAUGCCAUUUCUGUCUCAGACAGCCGUGUAAUAAGUGUUGUUUUUUCUGUCGCUUGUGUAAAUAUUUUUAUAAGGUAUUAUGGUUUUAGUUAUAUUGGAAUGCUUAAGCUGGCUCAAUUUAUUCCUAUUUUUCAUUGAGGUUUGGAGUUUCUCUUUAUGAAUUUGCAUAAAGUUAAAAGGUUUUGGCUGGAGGAAUGUUAAAAAUUGAUUAUCACGGUCUGUGCAAUUGAUACCUGUAAGUUAUAGUAAUACAAUAUGUUCUCUUGAUUGCAGUGACUUCACAUAUUUACAUAUUCUCUUUGAGUUCCAAAACAUAUCCUUUUAAGUGCCAAGUGCCUCUGUCAGUCCCUCAGGCUGGGGUUGGGUGGGUUAGUGGUCAUUGUCAUAAGACUCCAAAUAAGUAAAACAUGUAUGUAUAUGUAUUUGUGUAUGUAUGUUGUCAAAUUUCCCACUGUUUGUCCAAAUGAAGAUGAAGUGGUUACCAUUUUAGCCCCCUGUUUGAGUCUCACAUCAGCCCCUCAACUACUUGUAGCUUUCUGUACUGCCAAUGCUCUGUUUUGUUGCUUGGAUUCUAUUCCGUGAACCUUGUUAAAUAUAAAAAAGUAUGUUCCACUAAUAAGAGCACAUUUCAAGUUUGACAUGAAUAUUAAUUUACUACAGAGUAAGAGAAAAAUUUUGUAAUCCGCUUGUCCAUUGGACAACCAUCAUAGAGAUUUUGGUUGUCCAAAACGCAGAAGUGCGUGUCCAAAAAGUUUGGUUCAACUCCAUUUAUAAAUGAAGAGAAUAUAAAAGACAUAACACACCACCUUUAGCAUUAUUCCAUUAGUAUCAAAAUGUUAAUUGUGGUAUAAUUUACAAUGCUACAAAUGUUACUUAGCCCAGGGUCCUGAGUCAUAAGAUACGAAGCUCACAGAAACAAAUGGAAUGGCCACAGAAUGAAGAAAUUUACAGGAGUGUUUACACUCAUUUUGUCAAGAUGGAAGUUUGCUUUUAUAUCAUUGACUAGGAGAUAAAUUUCAAUUCUAUUGAAAUUUGUGUUUCUGUGGUUGUAAUUCAGCAAUCAGAAAUGUGCUUGUCCCACAGAUAAGUCAUGUCAAAGAUUUACUUGUCCGAACUAUAUUUCUACUUGUCGUGGACAAUCGGACAUAGGUUUUGGCGCACCCUGUAUUAAAUCAACAACAAGAACACCAUAUUGCACAUGUACUUGCUUGACUGUGUGCAGUGGCUAAAUUUAUUUUGUUCCUCUACGAUGUUUUUGUCCCCUCCUCUUUUCUCACUUCUUACUUUAAUUGUUGCAAGAAAUGUGAUAAAUAGGUUGUGAGAAAGAGAGCUCUUACUCAGUUCUUUGUAUGUAAUAGCAUUUGCAUUAAACGUAGUGGAAAAGGAGUGCAUCAUUUAAGGUCACAUCAUAUUUUUACUUUACUACAAAGAUACAAGUAUCAAUACUUGGAGUUCAUAAAAACACCGUGUACCUGAAUUUCACAAGUGCUGUAUUGCAUUAAAAGCACUAUAUUGAAUGAAUACAUUGUAGUUGUGCUUUUGCUAUUAAAACCCUCGGGGCUGUGUCUGUGAGGAAUCUUUUUGAUUUUUUUUAUUCAGUGCAAGUAGAAAUACUGGGUUUAUCAAUAAGUGGUAACCCAUAAUGAUGUUUCUCACAGAUAGAAUGUCAAUAUCUACCUGUGGUGUUACUUUGCAAAGUAAUUUUGGUAAACUCACGGUAAAUAUUUGCUCCAGAUACAUUCUUAACAAAACCAAACUCAAGAUGUUAAGGGAUAAUUCAAGCAAGCUUGUCAACCGCAGAAUAAGUGGGACUCUGAUUUUGACAGUCUUCGAAUACAUUGUUGUUAACUUAAUUUUUUUCCUGUGAAGGCAUUUUCUUUGGUGGCAUAAAGGGGUGUAUUUGUUAUGGCAAAGGUUGUAUCGUGGUAAUAACCGUGUAAUGUUUGUCUCUGACUUGUUUGAUACUGUAAACUUAACAUUUGGUGCUUGUCUGGUCUUUUUGCAGGAAACCAAAGGUGGGAAGGCACACAUCAAGGUAAAAAACAGUUCUUAUAGUCACCUUUACAGACAUAAACAACUAAACCAUGAAGGAGUGAUAUAUUUGUUGCUGAUGAGAGGUGCUGGGCUUUAAGCCGUACAUACCAAACAAAUUUGCUAGCAAAACCAGAGUAAUAAUAAUUAUUUUAAUAUUAGUCUCAGACAGACAUUUACUGUGUGGUUUACACAUCACCAAGUAUUAUUUGGAGUAGGUUCAAAGCACAAGAAAACUGUGUGGCUGCUUAGUAGCACUAAUGCAUUUUUAACACAGAUCACAAGGCUGUAAUCUAGUAGCACGCAGUGGCCUCUGGCACCUAACGUUUCCCCCGGGGUGACUAGAAAAUUUUAAUCAUAAGCUGGGCACCCUGGAUUUCACAAGCUCAAAGCACUGGACUCCCUUCAAUUUUGAUUGAAGCACGGCCCUGGAUCACUGGAUCAUAAUGAGUCAGUGCAAAGUCUCUUCUUGUACCUACAGUCUAAAAUAUACACAGCAGAAAAUGAGAGCUCUGUUAUAUACAUGAUGACUGUGUUUGUAUUGCAGUAAUUUUGUUUAAAAUAGUUAUGAUGAGUCCUGGGACUCAGUCCCAGUCCAGAACCAUUGAGUCCCAUUUCAAAAAGCAAUGAGUCCGUGGGUCUUUUGUAACCACACAGUUAAUCUGAAGACAGACUCCAAAACUCUUUAUUACAGUUUAAUGAAAUAAAAAUAUACUCCUUCUAUUGUAAAGCACAACAAAGACUAAAAGAAAUAAUGGUCGUUUAACAACAGCCACAAGAACAGCCACAGAAAUCACACCAACAGGAUACUCUAUAAAAAAAAACAUCUUCAGAUCGAUCAAUAAAUUGAUCUUUGCAUCCCACAAGACCCAUGCCACGAAUUAUUUGCAUCUUUGGGAUUUUUAUGUGUCAGGGAGGUAGGACACAGAGGUAACAAAAUCACUGGUAAUGUGCAUUUUUUUUUGUCUUCCCUGUAGCUGGGCUUUGUAGAUGUCAAUUUAGCAGAGUUUGCUGGAUCAGCCACAACCAUGAAGAGAUACAUUUUAGAAGGAUAUGGAGAUAAGACUCAGCUGCGACAAGACAACUCCAUUCUAGAGGUAAAGCAUUUCUUUUUCUAAUUCCUCCUCCUUGUAAUGUUACAAUGAUGAAGAUUACAAAGAUUUUACCAGAAAAUAGCAAGAAAGCCCAAAGAAGCCACAAGGCGUAUGCAACAUAGGUUUUCUCAACUCAAUUACAAAAAAAAAAAACAAAUAUUUUUUUGAACAGCAAGGCAAACUCAUUAUAUAUUUUUUUUUAUAGUAAGUGUGAUCUCUAAUAACUAGCCAAUAUGUGAUGUAAGGAAAUCUCCAUACUUUUUUUUCUUGCGACCUUCCCAUGCCCCCCCCCCCCCCCCACCCCCUUGGGAAAUUUGAAUUAAUUAUAUUUAAGAGGGUCCAAAGUAUUGAGAUUUUCUUGAGCUAAAAAAUAUUUUUUUGAUGAUGAUGAUGAUGAUAAUAUUUUUUUUCCUUCUUUUUUUUAAACUGUAGGUUGAAGUCAGUAUGCAACUCAUAUCUGGAGAUCCACUGUUCAAAGUGUGAGUGUGUUUUGGGGGAUGAUGAAUCAUUGACUACUUUAUGUUGGAAUUAACCAGAAGGCCAGCUAUCUGGACUUGCUGAUUAGCUUAUCAUAAAUAGAAGGAUGCAGGAUUGUCAAAAGUAGCUGGCUGCCAGCAAAAAUUGCCGCCUUCUUGCUUAGUAUGGGCCGGCUACUCUUCUUAGCAUUUCUUUACGGAUGGCGUUUUUUAAAUAAAAUAUCCCUGGACUGGCCACUUUCUUUUACAACUCAGCCAUCUACUUCAAAACGUUCUGACAACCCUUAGGAUGUUGCAGUUCUGGUUGACGUAAUGAUUAAUGGCACAUAAUAAUUUACACAGUAAUAAAAAUUGGUGUUGUUUUCUUACUAUGUUUUUUAUAUAUACUGCUUUGUAACAACCCUUGUGCAACAAAUAGUUCAGCACAGCAAAGCGGCAAUAAUACAGGUAGUAAGCUGUUUAAACACUGCAAUUAAUAACAAAGUGACUGUCAUGAAGCAAAUGAUAACAUUUUACAUACAAGUAUCCCACAAUGAAUAACAUAUUUCAUAACAAGAGGGUAUGUUUCACAUACAAUCAAUAAUACAUGUAGCUAAUUGUUUUAAAAUAGGUUUGUGAAAAUUCAAUAGCCUACUGAGGUAAUUCUCAAGUUCGAUUGUGUGACAAUUCAAGUCUUCAUUAUUACUAUUUUGCUGUUUCAACAGACCUCAUGCACCCUCCCACAACCAAGUAACCACAGAAACAGCUGAAAACAGGGCACCAGCUUCUGAUCACGACUCAGUGAGUACUGCCAGUUCAGGGGGUGAGACAGGAAGGAGCCUUACUAAAAGCACCUCAGACAGUGCAUCAGAAUGUCAGGAGACUGCUGGCGGUGAUCCUGAGAAUGCUUCCUUUGUCCCUGGACAUUCACGAAGCUUCAGUGAACCAUUUUAUAGCAACAGCAACCACAACCGGAGCAUUAGUCAACUUUCACGGAUAUCCGGGUACUCAACGGGUCAUUCUAUUUCCUCAAGUUUGGAACGCAGAUUAAGUAGGAGGUAUUGUUAAUGACGGUGUUGCAUACUGUUCGACUUUGCACCAUUAUUUUUGUCUUGUCAUGUUUUGUUGCUCUUAGCAAUUUAUGGUAUUUUUUUUUUCUUGGUGAAAAAUUUUUUGUCUUAAGAGUUUGUCAUGUUUUGUUGCUCUCAAAAUACCAUAGCUUUUCUUUUUCUUCUUAGUUAAAAAUCUUAAAGAGUUUUUUUCAGUUGCUUACAUUAAUUUGUAAUUUGCUUUGAUUAAUUUUGAAUUUUUAUUUAUUUAUUUUUUACCUUGAAUACCUUAGUUUUUAUUUUAUUUUUCUUUUCACAUCUUUACAUGGGCAUGUAUGCUUCACCUGGAAUUGUGCAGGUGUUACUGUGAAAAUUAAUUUCCAUGGCAACUGCUGUACCUUUCAGACUGACCUUGGCAGCUUGUAUUAUAAUGAAUUGAAAUAUAUGCAAUGAAUCAUAUUUAGAACUGUGAACAUGAUCUUCACAGUAGAACUGAAAGAACAACCCAAGCAGUAUCAUUUUUUUUCAGUUUUUUUUCUUUUUUUUUUUGGUAACUUGUCUCUUACCUUUUUAGCAGAAUAGCCUAUAUGCCUGUUUACAUCGGCUAGGUUUACGUAAGACCAACUGAUGUCACCACCAGUUCCCGUUUUCAAGCAAAGUUCUUUGCAUUUUCUUGGUUUUCCCUAUUGCAGCUUGUAUUUUUCCAAAGUUAGUCCUAGAAUAAGGACUCAUGUGAUAUAAACAUAGAUUAGGGCUGUUUCAAUUUAUUAAAUGGACUUUGUUUAGACAGGCUGAAGUGUUUUCAUCACACCACACACUUUUGAGGCUUGACAAAGCUGUGGAUACUGGAUCUAACCAUCGGGGGGAAAGGGGGGGGGGGGUGGGUAGAAACAGGUGACUUUGAAGAUGUAAAAUUGGGAAGUCGAUGUUGACAAGGUUUUUUUGUUUAUUUUAUGUUUCCAAGCUGUGGAUACUGGAUCUAACCAUUGAGGGGAAAGUGUGUGGGGGGGGGGGGUAGAAACAGGUGACUUUGAAGAUGUAAAAUUGGGAAGUCGAUGUUGACAAGUUUUUUUGGUUUAUUUUAUGUUUCCAACUAGAAAACAAAGUUCUGGAUCAGGACAAGCUGGCUGUAUCCUUUUUUAAGUUUUAUGCAGACACCAUUUAGGAUGUUCAGCUGUUUACACCAUUUAUAAGGUGCAAACCUUUGUUUUCAGGUUACAAUUCGUGUAUGUUUUUAUUACUCAAAUGCCCAGUGUCUAGUGUCAAAAUUAUUGAAGCAAACUAGAGUGCUCCUGCCUGUUUUGACCAGCUUGAACUAAUUACAGGCAACAAGUGUUGCCACCUUUGAUUUUUAAAAGUGUGAAUCAAGCUGUUGUUGUUGUUGUUGUUUACAUAUGCUUAGGUUCUCUAUCUUCCUUAACAGUACCAACAGCUAAUGAUACAGCAUUUUGUGGUUCAGAGCAUACAUUACCGUCUGCACCUGAAAAACAAGGCAAAAGAAUCAGUUGGAAGGUGAGUGCAUGAGUGUUUUCAACUGAAUGUUGAAGAAUAUGCCACAGUCCAUACAUUAAGGUGAACAAUCAGGAACAUGUUUUCAGCUUUUUCAUAAAAGUGAAUUCUAGAAAUUUUAGCCUCUGUUGUUUUCUUAUUUCUUUCUUUUAGUGGAGGGUGAUAAUCAUCAUUCGAUACACACACAUACCUCUCCUUGUGGAAACCCUUCUGUCGUAGCAUAAUUAACAAAAUUGAAAUACAUUGUUUAUCCCCUCAGAUUUCUUUAUUGUGUGUUUUUGUUUUGCAUUUUUGCAUUUGAAGGUGCACAACAGUGAAUUGUAUUCCCAUCUGUAAUGAAAUGUCCAGUAAAUUAACUUAUUCAGUCACUGUGUCAACCAUGCCCUUUAAGGGAGCUCUCAACAGAAAUUACAGCACCAUUGUUGAUGCCAGUCUUUCAAUUUUGCCAGCUUCCAUAACCAGUCUCCUCUACUACGACUGUAAAACGUUCUCCUUGUCUCAGAUAGCCUGUUCCAGUGAUAGAGAUAGAGAGUGGCGCUCUUGAUCCCUGCUACCCCCACCCCUUAUUGUUUUUUGUUUUGUUUUGUUUUGUUUUUCCGGCUCACUACUCUUUGCGCUGUCCUCACUUUCUGAAUACCUGAAAUAAACUUCAUACACUCCUUAUUAGCCGCCCUGUGUUGUGUGGCAAGGACUGCUCUGAAUUGCAGAUGCGCCGCUUUGUUCCUUUGUUGCCCGAAUUAAAGACGUUUCACUGUCGCAAUGUAUUGUUUAUUUGACAGAAACCUGAUGACAUGCGAUCAAGCCAUAGCAGAGUUAAUGCAGAUGAUGUAAUUGAACAAAUUUUUAGUGGGUAAGUUCUUUUUACCAUAGUCACCUUCUGUGAACAAACACUCCCCAUAGGCAAGGUUCUUAAAUCAUGACACAGGUCCAGCCUCCUGUUUGAUUGAUUUUAUCUCUCUAUAGCAAUUUGUAUGGGAAUUUUUGAUAAGUGCAGAUAAGAAUAUUCUGUAGACGCUGCGCUUAACUUUUUACCUUGUUUCUUCCAGCCACAAUUUAUCAGGGGAUGAAAAUCCUUCAGGUAAGAUAAAUUUUGUUUAUCUUAGCCUGGUUUAUGACAAUAUCCCUGUCGCUUGGGUCACAGCCAGGUCUUUGGAACACUUAGAAACGGCAUUAAUUUUGUAGAUUUGUGACUGAGGGUGUAACAAGUAACUGUUGCACACUGUAGUAAACCAAUACCCUCAUCAUUAGCCUAAACUGAUGCGCAGAGAACUUAGUUUUAUUUAUCAGAGGGUUGCAGAAUGGGUAUCAGGUUGUUGCGCCCGAAGGUUGAUUCACCAAACGUCACUUCGCUCGGGCUUAAGCCGAUUCGCCCGAUGCGUUUUUGACGUUCUUUGGCCUAAACAAACUCAAGCUUAAUUAAAACAGCAUUUCUAAUAAGUAUGUUCACCAUGUUGUGGGGUAUUCUAUGUCUUUAGGCAAAUCGACUUAAGUCCGAGGGAAACGCCAUCGGGCAAAUCAACUUUUGAACGAAACGACCGCAAUUUACGGAAUGACAGGUGAAGGAACUUGUAGAAAAUGAAAAAUGAUGUUCCUCAUUUUGUUUUUGUUUUUGCCUGUUUGUCAACAGGGGAUGAACUUCAAAAUAACCAAUUAUCCAUGUUCUUGACAAAAGACGGAAUGUUGAAUCUGCCGGGUGGAUAUAGCAGGUUAGUACUAGUAGUACCUCAUUAAAGGGAACCUCCACUCUUACUACAGAAUAAGUUUAAAUCGAAUAAAAUUAUGUUGAUAAACAAAUUUGUUCGAAAUUUGUCUUAAAAAAAGUGUUUAUAUCAGGAAAAGUGAAUUUUAAAAUCGCUUAUUUUCACUUUCAAAUUUCGCGGGCGCCGCCAUCUUGAAUAAUUGUGACGUGUUACGGUUGCUCUAUUGUUCUGACACAAAGAGCUUUUGUUUAAUAACACUAGGGCAACCAUUACACGUCACAAUUAUUCAAGAUGGGGACGCCCGCAAAAUUUGAAAACAAAAAUAGGCGAAUCUAAAAGUUAUUUCUUUCGGAUACCAGCGCUUUCUUUAAAAAUAUUGUAGAUUGACUUGACUGUAACAGUUAUUUCCUGUGAUUUAAAGUUAUCUUUUUGUGGAAGUGGAGGUUCCCUUUAAACACAUUCAAAGGCUGUAUACUCAAUAGACCAACCAUAUUAAUCCUAAUCCAUUGUCUACACUAUGGGACAUAGAGUUGGCUUCAUAAAAUGUUCAAAGCUUUUUAGAACAGAUGUUCGUGCCCGAAAAAAAAAAUUUCAUGGCGUUGAUUUUAUGAUUUGUAAUCUGUGGCUGUUUUCAAUAGUGCUGUUCCCUCAGCUGAUUUCCGAAUGCAGAUCCUUUGUGCUGCGAAUUUGAUCAAAUGCACAUGUAAUUUGCACAAUGUCAGUAAUAAAUUAACUUAUGUAUUUAUUCUUCGGUUCGCUGCUCUAGGUGCCGACAUGUGCCUACACCUUAAUCCCCUAAAUAUAUUUUGGGGAUGUACCAAAUGUACCCUUUAUGUCCUCUGUGAAACCUUCUUGUCAGUGUUAAAAUGUGGGGCAUAAUAUAUAAAUAUCGUGAGGAAGUUGUGAAGUGACAGUUGCAAAACCAAGACCAUUACCUACAAUCAGGUGUUAGUGAUGUAGGAAAGCAUGAGCGCAUUCUAGCAAUACCAUAUAGUCUUUCACACAUCAGAGAUAAUAGAGAAAGAUUGGGUAAGGUGACGGAAAAUGUUUUGCGGUCGUUCUAGAGAGCGUCCUAGUGGUUUGCCCUUUCUUGUUGAGAUACAGUCAACUCUCUCUAAGACGGACGCCUUUGGGACCGGCACUAAGUGUCCGUCUUAGAGAGGUGUUCGUCUUGUAGAGAGUCAAAUGAAAGGAGUAAAGAAAGGCAGGGACCAACUCUAGGUGUCCGUUAAGAGAGAGUCGACUGUAGUUUGUUUUUUAUUUUUUUAUUUUUCCAAAAUCUUUCCCCACAAACCUUUGUAAUCACUCACCUUAAAGUCGUGCUGUCAUAAGGCUGGAAAUUUUUUCCCAACAACGUGCACUCUCAUAGGUUACUUGGAGGUCACAUGAUAUCUAAAAAUGAAACUGUUUCCCGCCAAAAUCUCUUAUGUGAUCUAUGACGUCAGAGGUCAACACUGUUACCCGCGAAUGUCGACCGCCGUAACAGCGAGGUUUAAUGAAUUUCCAGCCUCAAAAUUUCCAACUAUAUCAAAUCUCUAUUCUCGGGAAACAAAAUUAACUUUCUCCCUAGGGACCAGUCAUUAAGUGUUAAUUGUUAGUUUAAGUGUUGGCACAUUUCCUAAUCUGAAAAUUAUUAAAUGAAAGUUCUUUUUGAAUCUCACAGGCCCAUACCCGAAGACAAGUACAAGACACUGUAGGAAUGAAAUGCAACCGGUCCACAAACCAGGAAGGUCAUGCAAACAUUUUUUUCGUUUCCUCGUCCACGAAGGGAUUAUAUCCGGUCCGUAAAUACAAGUUUUCCUGACGUAAUCGUUAGAAUUUAAUAUAUAAAUACAUGAUUUUUAUAGCGUAAAUGAAGCGUGAUUUGCAAAGUUUUUUCUAGUAUGCAUGCAGCUUGUAUAGCUUUCCAUCAGAGUAUAGUGAAUUUAUAGUUACGAUUUUCUCAUCAAUGGCAAAAUAAGAGUUACUUAAAUUAUAUGUUGUUAAUUUUGCUUUACAUCUUCAUUAUAUAAUCUUUCCAAAUUUUAUUGAAUAGCAGAAUUGGUUUUAAGUUAGCCACAUUUUAAGUUGAAAAUGGCAGAAAAUGAAAUGCCUGUCAGAUAAUUUUGGGCUAUUGGUAAGAACCGAAAAUACUUUUAUUUACCAAACUUUGCAUAUAACUGUUGGUCCGUGGGUGACAGGGUCGUAGUGUGCGGUGGUCCUCUUAAUGAUUGGUUUUCGACGUUGAAAUUUGCAAUUUGAAACCGAAGAGACCACCUGUUAACUGUGGAAAAUAAGUGAAAUGUUGUUAAUGAAAUGAAACGAGAAAACCAGAAUUUAACAAGCAGGAUACUUGAUAACAGUCAUCUUCAGUUCCCUGGUGGAACUGAUGGACUGGUCUUGUUCUCUCGUGUAGUUUUGUUGUGAUAUUCUAGACAAAUCUAUUUAUAAGGAAAUGGCAAACGUUUUUGCUGUUAGCUUAUGAAAAUGCUUGCAUAUCUGCUUUAAAUCAAAUGAAGAGAUGAUUUUUAUUUCAAUUAUUAUUUUAUAGAAAGUUAUUUGCCUUAGUUUGAAGAUUUGUUAGUUAGCGUUUCACAGGGAAUUUACAGACCUAUGACUGUUAUAUUUCGAGUGGCUAUUUUGGGUAAUUUAUUAAUUUAAUUAAGAGUUAUUUUUCAACUCACUCAAGCCAGAGAUUUCUUGAAAAUUCAUUGAUAUUCUACCCAAUAGAGUUGAGUGAGAAAGAGCUUGAUUUAAAGAUAAGAGUGCUAAAUGACUAAAGAACAUAUAAACGCGUCCUGCAGAAACAAGUUCUUCAAAGAUUUGAUAAUUUUGUGUGGGAUUAGAGAUUAUUUAUUAUUCUUGUCAGUGUUAAAAUGUAAGUCGUUGAUAUAUGAGUAUCGUGAAGAGUUUUUUUAAGUGACAGUUGCAAAGCCAAAACCAUGUGCUAAAAUCAGGUGUUUAGUGAUUUAGCUGAUGUAGGAAGGCGUGACCGUAGGCUAGCAAUUCGAUAUAGUCGUUCACACAUCACAGAUAACAGAUCGUUGGAAAUGCGUCAGUGUGGGCGUGGUCUUAUAGUAGUAAUAAAGUGUGCAUAAUAUAUUACCAUUCAACUGAUUCGCGGCUUAUGAAGUUCGGGUUAUAAAGCGGGUUUGUGCACCGUCAAAUUUUCAUGAAGUUUCUCAAAAAACAUGAACUUGGCUCAUAGUUAAUUUAGCUUUAAAAUCUCUCUAGAAUAAGUCAUGAUUACUUUGACCCAAACCGAAAACUUUAAAAGACUGGUUGGCGAAUAGUUAGAUGCCAGCCAACGCUCACUCGUCAUUGGAAGCCGCUGCAAUAAUAUCUUAUGUUAGAAACACUUUUCUUACGUUCUGUCAUCUCUAUCUGUGCAUUUUUGCUCGAUUCAUAAAUAGCUUUUGUUAUCAUUUUGGAGAUUUAUGACGGGAUGCGAACGGGUGGGUUUUAGUUAAAGAGGUAAAGAGGGUAUCUUUAAUUUGCACUGCA
Porites lobata is the source of this 14812-nucleotide messenger RNA. The record is from the annotation of a GenBank genome assembly. Lineage: Eukaryota; Metazoa; Cnidaria; Anthozoa; Scleractinia; Poritidae.